CCAGAGAGGAAGUGAAAAACACGAUAAGUAAACAUUUGAGGAAAAUCGAAAUAACAGCCAAGUAAAUGACCUCUUUAGGGAAGUAAAUAACGCAUUAAGGGGCCUGGGAAGCGAGGAAGCUGGAGAUAAGGACGGGGGGUGAAGGCCCAAGGGUUGCAGGUGUUAUCUCCACCGCUACCCCACCACCCCUCCCCCUUCCUCCCCCCGACCCUGAACUGCCAUGCCGCGCUACCUGCAGCCAGAGGAGGCCACGGCCCGUGACCUGGAGAGAGGCAAGGCCGUGCGCAGGUUCUCUCACCGGCACCGGCCUGAGCAUGGCACGCUCAAGAUCCGGAGAGAAACUGGCCACAUCAUAUGGGUUGGCGCGCAAGGCGUCAGGGAGGUUGUCAGCAGUUUCCUGAAAAUCAAGUCUGCCAUGCCGCGCUACCUGCAGCCAGAGGAGGCCACGGCCCGUGACCUGGAGAGAGGCAAGGCCGUGCGCAGGUUCUCUCACCGGCACCGGCCUGAGCAUGGCACGCUCAAGAUCCGGAGAGAAACUGGCCACAUCAUAUGGGUUGGCGCGCAAGGCGUCAGGGAGGUUGUCACUUCCCUGGCGGACAUCAAGGAGGUGCGGCCGGGAAAGGGCUCCAAGGACUUUGAGAAGUGGCAGGAGGAGGCCAGGAGGGAGGAGAGAGCCAAGUGCUUCAUUGUCUUCUACGGGAAGGAGUUCAAGCUCAGAACGCUCUCUAUUGCUGCAAUCGCUCCUGAUGAAUGUACAGAAUGGAUCAACGGGCUGAAAUACCUCAAGGAGGAAGCCCUCAAUGUACCUUAUACCAUAAGACUGGAGCGGACACUGCGCACAGAGUUCUACAACAUGGAGAACCAGAGCAACAGAAUAACCUUCCGCGAUGUGAGGAACUUCCUGCCGCGCAUCCACUACAAGAUGACCAACAACCAGCUCAAGCAACUCUUCGACCAGGUGGACGACCGCAGCCAGGGCGAGAUUGGCUUUGACCAGUUCUUCGACCUUGUCAAGAAGAUUGCCUGGGACAAGGAUGUUGAUAGGAUGAUGUUCGAGAAUGCACGAGAUGUGGGGGAGAAGUCACUGCUGGACAAGUACUGCUGUGAGGGGAAGGUGUCGCUGCAGGACUUCCAGCUGUUCCUUGUGGAGGAGCAGAAGGAGCCAGAGGACAUGGCAGGACUUAUCAUCAAGAAUUUCAUCAGUGAUGUGCAGAGGGACAUCAUGGAGCCUUACUUCCAUGUGGAGGAGUUUGUACAGUACUUAUUCUCCAAGUCAAAUGAGCUUUGGGACCGGCGCAAUGACAGCGUGAACCAGGACAUGACAAAAUCCAUGUCACAGUACUGGGUCGCCUCGUCACACAACACUUUUAAACCCUCUUCUCAUCUCAUCUUUCCUCUCAUCUCUUCUCCUGAGAUGCCGUCCCCAGAGCAGUUAAAGCGCAAGAUUAUCAUUAAGCAUAAGAAGCUUCCAGAAGGCGUGGACGAGGCUACUCCUCCCAUCUGCAAUGCCAAUGACUCUGUUGCUCAGUCUAGCAAUGAGGAUUUCCUGUUCAUGAACCAGAUUAUUAGAUUGAUACAAAUAUCUGUGUUAAAGAAACUGCCUCUACCCUUCAGCCACUGCCUUUCUUUAAUGAGCAAUCCCUCUGCAACCUCCUACAGAUACCCUGUGAUACUCUCCAUAGAACAGCAUUGCAGCAUGAUACAGCAGAAAGAAAUGGCUGAGCAAUUCCAAAAGGUGUUUGGGGAUGCGCUCUUAACUGCUCCUCUAUCCCCUAAUGAAAAGGAGAUGCCGUCCCCAGAGCAGUUAAAGCGCAAGAUUAUCAUUAAGCAUAAGAAGCUUCCAGAAGGCGUGGACGAGGCUACUCCUCCCAUCUGCAAUGCCAAUGACUCUGUUGCUCAGUCUAGCAAUGAGGAGUUUGGAGGAGAGAUGGACCUGAGCAAGUUGAGUUUCAAAGGUGAUCGCCUCUACCUCAGGAACCCAGUGGACCAGACUGCCUGGCAACCCCACUUCUUUGCCCUCACCCAGGACCGUCUCCACUUCACUGAGCUGCAAAACGAAGAGCCAGAGUCCGAGGACCAGCACAGUGGCCGUAGGAUGCUUAAUGAUGUGAGCGAGGAAGAGUGGCACCUGCAUGAACCCUGGUAUCACGGGCGGCUGCCAGGGGGAAGGGCAAAGGCCGAGGAGCUGGUCCACCAGAACAGCCAUCUCGGGGACGGGACCUUCCUCGUGCGCUUUUCUGAAAACUUUGUUGGGGAUCACACCCUCACGUUUUGGUACAGAGGCAAGGUUAGUCACUGCCGCAUUCGUGUCCGACAGGAAGGCGACAACACUAGGUACUGGCUCAAAGACAAUGACUCCUUUGACACACUUUAUGGGCUGAUUGAACACUACAAGCACUACCCCAUAUUGUCACAGGAAGUAUCAGUAAAGCUGGGAGAAGCUGUACCACAGCCAAACAGCCAUGAGCGCAUGGAGUGGUACCAUGCUAACAUGACUAGAGAUGAGGCAGAGCAAUACCUUGGGAGGAUACCUGAGGACGGGGCCUUUUUGGUUCGGCCAAGUGGAGAGGCAGGGAGCAUAGCCAUAUCAUUCAAAGCAGAGAGACGGACAAAGCACUGCCGAGUAAAGCAAGAGGAUGGCACAUUCAUCAUAGGCACAGCAACCUUUGACAGCUUGGUGGAGCUGAUCAAGUACUAUGAACGGAACUUCCUCUUUCGUCGGGUCAAGUUGCGAUACCCAGUGACAGAGCGUGUUAUCCAAGGACUCCAAGAUAUGGAUCCUGUUGAUGGCACUGGUGGUUAUGUAGUGGAUCCUGCCUACGUAAGCAAUAUCCAUGUAAAGGCCAAGUACUCUUACCGUGCCAACAAGGACGAUGAGCUGACCUUCCCACGCCAUGCCAUCAUCCAGAAUGUGAUAAAAGCAGAGAAGGAGUGGUGGACGGGCGACUACGGGGGACGGAGGCAGCACUGGUUCCCAGCUAUCUUCGUGGAGGAGAUUGAGCCAGAGAAUAUGGAGGAGAGAGGAGGAGACAACCAAGUCCUGGGUAGCCUGCAGAAGGGGAGCAUUGACAUCUCAAGGGCCGGCACCAAGAUCGAGAAAGUCACAGGAACCAACCGCUGGGGCAUUGUGUCCAUUAUAAAAUUGACUACACAAACAGGCCAGGUGGUGGAGCUGGCCUGCACCUCAGAGCAGCAAGCACAGGAGUGGGUUAAAAAGAUUGAGAGCGUCUCCUCACCAGCAGCUGUGAACCAGACCAGACAGACAAGGAAACCAGAGCAGCGCAUCAAGCAGGAGAUGAGCAAUUUGGUAGUUUACUUCCGAGCAGUGCGGUGUGACCCUAGCAAGCAGUUUGUUUACGGGGGCACACACAAUGAGGUCUCGUCCUUCCCUGAGAACAGAAUGGAGAGCCUCAUCCUCAGUUCCCCUAAAGGAUUGCUCAAGUUCCAUAAGGUUGGCUUCAGCCGUGUGUACCCCAAGUCGUCACGGUUGGACUCCACCAACUACAACCCAGUGCCCAUGUGGAACCAUGGAUGCCAAAUGGUCUCCCUCAACUACCAGACAGGAGAUAAACCUAUGCAGCUAAACGAGGGGCGGUUUAUGCAGAAUGGCAAAUGUGGUUAUGUCUUGCGACCUGAAUUCCAGAACAACCCUGACUAUGACCCAGGCAACCCCCUCACCCUGCCCAACCCAAGACCCCUCAAUCUUUCCAUAAAGAUAUUCGGUGCACGGCACCUGAGCAAAUCUGGCAAAGGCUUCAUUUCACCCUUGGUUGAGGUGGAGAUCAUAGGCUGUGAGUACGACAACGCUCCGAAGUACACCACCAGAGCUGUCCAUGACAAUGGACUCAACCCUGUGUGGGGCGUGAAGCUGAUGUUCUCAGUGCACAACCCAGAGUGUUCACUUAUCCGUUUUGUGGUGUAUGACGAGGACAUGUUUGGAGAGCCAAACCAGAUUGGCCAGGCAACCUACCCGGUGACGUGUAUACGUGAAGGAUACCGCAGCGUUCCCCUAAAGAAUGGAUACUCUGAGGAAAUCGAGCUUGCAUCACUCCUCAUACACAUGAAGAUCACACGAGAGGAUGAGCAGAUGAUCCUCCUCUACCGCAAGCAGAUGUUUACGAUGCUGGACGAGGCACGGGAGAAGAACAACCUUGAAAUGGUGGCUAACUUGGAAGACAGAAUCCAAAGACUGGAGCAGGAGAUCUUGCAGCACGGAGAACAGUACUUCUUGUGAAGAGACUCCCACCAACCUCCCACCUUCCCUGCUACCACCCUGUACCUCGGAGGAUCCUAGAGGACUCUUAAAAGAUAAAAGAAUAAAAUUUUAAAAUAUUGAAAAAGGAGACAGCAAGAAGAUAAAGAAAAAAACUAGAAAAGAUUCAAAGGAAGGCAGUAAAAAAAAGAAAAGAAAAAAAAAGGAAAAAUGAAAAAAAAAAAAAAAAUGGAAGUUUCAAGAAAAGGUUCCAGGAAAAAGUUGAAAGCAGAGUUUCUAUUAAGAAGCUUUGCAAAUACUUAAACGCGGUGCUAGAAGAAAGAUGUUGCUUUCAGUCACAGCAGCAAGUAAGUCUGUGAGAUCCCCCCAAGUUCUUCAUCAAGGGUUCUACCAAGUUCUUGUGUUCCUAAAUGGGUUCUUUGGGUACUGAUGCCUCUAAUUUUUUUUUUUUUUUUUUUUU
Penaeus indicus is the source of this 4673-nucleotide messenger RNA. It is a transcript of the gene sl, whose product is annotated as 1-phosphatidylinositol 4,5-bisphosphate phosphodiesterase gamma-1-like. The record is from RefSeq and is a predicted model, not a curated record. NCBI's taxonomy places the organism in Eukaryota, Metazoa, Arthropoda, Malacostraca, Decapoda, Penaeidae. Gene Ontology annotation, biological process: phosphatidylinositol-mediated signaling; lipid metabolic process; positive regulation of epithelial cell migration. Gene Ontology annotation, molecular function: protein binding; phosphatidylinositol-4,5-bisphosphate phospholipase C activity; calcium ion binding. Bases 221 to 4234 code for a protein of 1337 amino acids. The transcript has 31 exons.